Messenger RNA from Exophiala viscosa, 2689 nucleotides. Its product is annotated as glutaminyl-tRNA synthetase. Bases 287 to 2212 code for a protein of 641 amino acids. The record is from RefSeq and is a predicted model, not a curated record. Gene Ontology annotation, molecular function: glutamine-tRNA ligase activity; ATP binding. Gene Ontology annotation, biological process: glutaminyl-tRNA aminoacylation; translation. Gene Ontology annotation, cellular component: cytoplasm; cytosol. The transcript has 2 exons. NCBI's taxonomy places the organism in Eukaryota, Fungi, Ascomycota, Eurotiomycetes, Chaetothyriales, Herpotrichiellaceae.
GGCUUGCCCGCCACAAUGGCAGCUGCCACAGUCGCGCCACGGAGCAUGAGGCUUGGCAAGUUUAACGCACAGAAAAACUUAUACUACCGAAGCUGAAGAGACACCCAUUUGGUCAAGCACCCCGACGUCUAUCAGCGGAGCGUGCAAGUCAGAGUCGUUGUUGGUGGCGCCAUCACAACCAAAGUUAACGCUUUCAAUCAUCUCACGUGCCAUCGACCUAGAUCUCGGAACAAGAUCCAGUCUGGGGGCUUGAGAGCCAUCCGCCUCACCCUGAGUGGCAUUUCCGAUGACAGAAACCACGGACGCAAGCAAGAGCUUGCCAGAGCGCUUGAAGGAGACUGUCGAGAAUGUAGUUGCAGAAAAGAAAGCGAAGAAGGAAAAGGCACCAAAGCAGCCCAAACCACCUAAAGAACCAAAACCACCUGCCGCAAAAGCCGCCAAACCCGCCAAAGCUGCGAAUGCGGCACCUUCAGCACCGGCAGACCCAGAUGCUAUGUUCAAGGAAGGAUGGUUAGCAGCUGUGAGGAAAGAAAGACCUAUGGAUGAGCCAGUCGUCACUCGAUUUCCACCCGAGCCUAACGGUUACCUCCACAUUGGCCACAGCAAAGCCAUCGCCAUCAACUUUGGCUUUGCAAGAUUCCAUGGCGGUAAAUGCAAUCUACGAUUCGAUGACACCAAUCCGGAAGCCGAAGAAGAGGUCUAUUUCACUGCUAUCAAAGACAUCGUGAGAUGGCUAGGCUUUGAUCCGGCAUUGAUUACGCAUUCCAGCGACUUCUUCGACGAACUGUACGAGUUGGCGGAGAAGCUGAUUACUUUGGACGGUGCUUAUAUCUGUCACUGUACGGACGAUGAGCUCAAAGACCAGAGAGGAGGGACAGAUCCAAAGAAGAAGCACGAAAGAUAUGCCUGUCGGCAUAGGGAUCGGCCAACCGAAGAAUCUCUGGCAGAAUUCCGAGCAAUGAGAGAUGGCAAGUACAAGCCAAGAGAAGCAUUUCUACGCAUGAAGCAGGACAUUACCGAUGGCAAUCCGCAAAUGUGGGAUCUUGUUGCAUACCGCAUCCUGGAAAAGCCUCAUCAUCGGACCGGUGACAAGUGGAGAAUCUAUCCCACAUACGACUUCACUCAUUGCUUAUGCGAUAGCUUCGAAGGCAUCACCCACUCCUUGUGUACCACAGAAUUCAUCCUAUCACGUGUGUCAUACGAAUGGCUGAACAACAAGGUCGACGUACCACACAAACCGAUGCAGCGAGAGUACGGACGACUUAACAUAACCGGCACUGUGUUGUCAAAACGAAAGAUCAAGAAAUUGGUGGACGACAAAAUCGUCGGCGGGUGGGAUGAUCCAAGACUGUAUACUCUUGUCGCCUUGCGGAGACGAGGCAUUCCUCCCGGUGCGAUUCUGUCCUUCGUUAGCGAACUUGGAGUCACCACAGCAACAAUCAACAUCCAAAUCGUGCGUUUCGAGCAAUCUGUUCGCAAAUAUCUCGAAAUGACGGUCCCGCGUCUCAUGGUUGUCCUCGAUCCUGUACCUGUCAUCAUCGAGGACCUACCAGACGACUAUCAUGAAGAAAUUGAGAACGCUUUUGGCCCCAAGGACGUGGAUAUGGGAACACACAAGCUGCCAUUCACGAAAAAGGUUUACAUUGAGCGGGAUGAUUUCAGAGAAGUGGACAGCAAGGACUUCUUCAGAAUGGCGCCGGGCAAGCCUGUGGGUCUCUUGAAGGUCCCAUAUCCUGUCAUAGCAACAAGCUUCAAGAAGGACGAGACGACAGGCUUAGUCACAGAGAUCUAUGCGAGAUAUGACAAACCACCGGAGGGCGAGAAGAUCAAGAAGCCAAAAGCAUACAUACACUGGGUGGCCGAUGCACCUGAACACGGUUCUCCGAUCAAAUGUGAAGUUCAUGUCUUCAACCCGCUCUUCAAAUCCGAGAACCCCGAUGCAGUGGAGCCGAGCUUCCUGUCCGAUCUACGCGAGGACAGUCUAAAGGUCUACCCUAAUGCUAUGGCUGAAGUCGGCUUGAAAGAAAUCAUGGAAAGAGCACCAUGGCCGGAGGAGGCAGGUGAGAAGAAGGACAAAUCCGGAUAUGAGUCGGUCAGGUUCCAGGCAAUGAGGAUGGGUUAUUUCUGCGUGGACAAGGACACGGAUGAAACGUCGGGCAAGAUCAUAUUGAAUCGAAUCGUCAGCUUGAAGGAGGAUGCGGGAAAGGCAUGACGGGAAAGCCACAGGGAUGGCUCUGUUGACCUUUGGGGUUGAACGUGAUCCGCGUGAUAUUGUUAGGGUCGUCUGUGACUGUGUAGCGCUCGUACUUAGCGGUCUGUCCUUUUUCUAGGCUGGAAAGACACCCCUGGUCUGACUCGCAGAGUACAAUAGGAAUAUUGUUUCAGGCGUUGUUUGGCACGGGAAAUGACUAAGCGCCUUAUCGAUCAUUAUCGGUGCCACUGGCACUUUCCGACGACUCCCCUCCAACUUCGUGGCUCCAUCAUUUACCGCCUGCAGCAUUGCACACAACACUUCGACUCGUCCGACUUGAUGGAAGCCAGAGUCGAGCGCAAUGUCCAAGCGCACUAUCGGCGGUGGAAGAGUACUAGGAAGCGGUAGAACUCUAGGACCCCCCAUCCCACCGCCGAAGCCAACUUCACCUCUCCCCACUCAUGUACUCUCCCCUUCUACGUCCAGCCUAUCCUUGAA